AUGACUUCAUCCUCGUCAACGAUUAUCCGUAUCCCCCGGACCGAUACCGAUCAGGAGGAUGACUUCAUCCUGGGCGAGGUUACCCACUCGGGAACCGGAGGAUCAUCCGCGAGGGGAUCGAGCAAACCGCUAAAUUUCAAGAUUGUUGCUACGGAGGGUGAAGAGCCGUAUGCGCUCACUCUAAAACAUGACCAAAUCAACUCCCUCCGCGCCAGCAGCAGUUCCUGCACCCCCACAGAGUGGGAAUCCAUCCUUUCCUCCCUCUUCAUAACAGCCUCACCAGUAGCAGACAUCGAAGCCGGCGCCGAGGUAGAAUCCCGCGGCAAAAAGAAGUCCAUCGCCAUCACCAUCCGCCGUCGCGUAGCCGGCAUCAACCAACGACUAGGCGCAUUGACCCUAUCUCACUCACCCUCCUCCGAGAUCCAGCUCUUCGACUGGUGUUUGCAACUCGCCAUCUCGCGGCAGACCGCACUCUCUUCCCUAUCCACCUCCGCAGCACAGGUAGCGGAGCUCGAGGCUCGCAUCGCUGAUUUGAAGAGUCAGUUGGAGGAACUCACGCGGUCGAAGGUUGAGCAGGAGACGGAGCUGUUGCAGAAGUUUAGGGCGCUGUUGAAUGAGAAGAAGUCGAAAAUUCGUCAACAGCAACAGGAACUGAGUAGAGUAAGACCUAGCUCGCAAGACGGGUUGUCGGGUGUAAUUGAGAGUGCGAGGGGUAAGUCCGGAGUGAAGGUCUCCAAAAAUCAACUAGACAAAGACGAAGAAGAGGAAGAGGAAGAAGAUGGCGGCAUCAAGAUUGGCAGGAUAGGAGGAGGGCGCUCAAAACAGCAGGAACAGCAAAAAAAGAACAGCCCGCGUCUCCAGACCAGGAAAACGAAAGGCCACCAAAGACAUGUCGACUCGCCAGAGUCAGAGCCGGAACCGUCCUCCAAGACCAUGGGACAGUCAUCCUCUAGCAAGACCCUUGACGUCGAAGACGACACUGAUAGCAAUAACGACGAAGACGAGGCCGAAGAGGAAAACGGCAAAAUCUCAGGUCGCGAAACUCCAGACCGCGACGAUGACGAAACAGCCAGCGAACCCGAUGAGAUGGAUGAGACAGUAGAAGCGGGAGAGAAGGAUCUUGAUGUUGGUGGCUCGCCUGCUUCGCCACCACCGCCGUCGCCGUCGCGAUUGGCGACGAGGGGGAAAGGACAUGCGGCAUCAUCGAAAAACGACAAUGACUCCUCAGAAAAAAGAUGA
This is a messenger RNA of Sordaria macrospora k-hell, 1239 nucleotides long. NCBI's taxonomy places the organism in Eukaryota, Fungi, Ascomycota, Sordariomycetes, Sordariales, Sordariaceae. The record is from RefSeq and is a predicted model, not a curated record.